Macrosteles quadrilineatus (aster leafhopper) is the source of this 4689-nucleotide messenger RNA. RefSeq lists its product as uncharacterized. The coding region runs from base 150 to 4628 and encodes 1492 amino acids. Gene Ontology annotation, biological process: protein phosphorylation; regulation of centrosome duplication; intraciliary transport involved in cilium assembly. Gene Ontology annotation, cellular component: centriolar satellite. The transcript has 23 exons. The record is from RefSeq and is a predicted model, not a curated record. Lineage: Eukaryota; Metazoa; Arthropoda; Insecta; Hemiptera; Cicadellidae. Gene Ontology annotation, molecular function: protein serine/threonine kinase activity; ATP binding.
CCGAGAUCAGCGGAGUGUCCAAGACAGUUUGGCCUGUCAAAGUGAGCGAGUCUAUUUUUUUACCUGAGUUCAAAAUUGGCUGUGGCAUCAGUGAAAAUAGUUUUAAGGUAGUAGAAGAGAAUGGAAUUAACCAAGUGAAGGACGAGGUUAUGAUCCAAUCAUCUUGUGGACAUCACCCUUUCAUUGGGGCUUGCAAGUACUUUUGGCAGAACCACCGGUUUCUCUUUAUAGUGAGCGAGUACAUGUGUGGUGGUGAGUUGUGGGAGUUGGUGAACAAAUACAGAGUCUUGCCUGAAGAUUUGGCCCGUAUUUACAUUGCUGAGAUGGCAAUAGCAUUAGACUUUCUACAUAAUGCUGGUGUGAUCUACAGAGAUUUGAAACUAGAAAAUAUUGUUUUGGACAGUUGUGGACAUGUGAAACUGAUUGACUUCGGACUGGCAAAACACCUUAAAUAUGGACGAAGAACUACUACUAUUUGUGGCACCCUUCAGUUUAUGGCACCUGAAAUAUUUGAAGGCCUCUACGGACAUGCAGCAGAUUGGUGGAGCCUUGGAGUGAUAUCCUACCUUCUUUUAAACGGAGAGUAUCCAAACGUGGUUCAGAGGAAGAUGGCUCAACUCGAGCAGCCAGAAACUACGAGAUCUACCGCAGAGGAGGAAUCAUUUAUAUCAACUGCAGAGAAUUGUUCAGUUGCUGGUAAAGACUUGACAUCUCGUCUGCUCCAGCCCGACCCUCUCAAAAGACUCCGAUCAAUAAUCACUUUGAAAACAAUUGCUUUCUUCAAAGGAUUCUCUUUUGAGGACGUUGUUUCUAAAAAGAUAAAUCUAUCUGAAAGACCUAAGUCCAAAGAUAACUCAUCGUCUCGAAAGAAGUUACCGCGAAGUUUAAGACCUUGUGCUCUGCGGAGGCCAAUGUCUGCAACACCAUCGUUUGGCUAUAGGGGUCAAAACCGCAGCAAGAGGCCUCCGCCUUGGAGCAGACCGCAGUCUGCGGAAGGAUCUGCAGGUCUGCGCCGCAGCAAACUGGCAGCCAAGUUCUCAGACCCUACUCUUCAUGACCCAGAUUAUUGUGCAGAUUUUGGAGCAACUUACACUUUGUCUUCCUCCCAACUGUUUAACAGCCUCAUGGGGAGUUGUUCAAUCAAUGAGGGCCUUGACUCUGACUCCACCCCUGCUCCAAGUCCUCAGCCGAGUCUAGGUGACACGAUCAAAGCAGCGGCUCAGCUAGAGCCUGGCCUCACGUCUAAACCUCCACUUCCACCCACACCCUCCCCCCAGACACCCAUGACCUCUGAUGAUAUCAUCAACCUCAAGUUCCAGAGAUGGUUCCCUGAUGCCAUCUUAGAGUCAGAGAUUAUCAGUAGAACCUCUCUAUUUGUCACACCAGAUCACUCGGACGAUGGUGGUAGUGUGCUGGACGAAGCUCCAACGACUGAGAGGAAUGAAAUCACACAAACACCACUUCCUGUCAGCAACAUUAGUACUUUUGUUAAGAAAAUUAGAACACCCAACGGAGGUGACGAAUCUUCAAAAAAGUCAAAUGUCAGAUUUGAUGAAACGAAGAAUGAAAAUUGUGUCGAUAGGAUACAACAAAUUAAGUCACCAAAGAUUGUCGUCCAUGAACCUGAUCUAUAUGGUUGUGAUAUUGUCACUGAAGAUUUUGUGUCGGAUGGAAAACACAGAUGUUUAACACCUAAUUACAUACCCACUCAGGACAAAUCUUGUAAAGUAAAUAACGAGAAACGUUUAUCACAUUGUGAUUUAACUGGAAAUUGCUCUCCCUGUGACUUAAAUGUGAGAUCUCACAGUGUAAAUCUCUAUUCUGAGAAUGAAAUGUGUAAAGAUAACGAGCGCAAUGUUAAAUCAGCGAAUUCGGGUAAACUAACAAAGGAGACUUUUUAUUCUGGAUUGAACAAAAUAGAAAAUAAAAAUAUAAAUUCAAGCAACUACUCAUUGAAAGGUGAAACACCCCUGUCUAGGGAUGAUGUUGAUAGUCCUUUUGGAUUUGAAACAUCUGCUUCAAAGUAUAGGUUGACGUCCACUCCAAUAACAUAUGACAAUAUUACAAGUUCGUUCAAUGGUAGCUGUGAGGGUAAAAGUGCAUCAGGGACUACAACCCACGUCUUUGAACAAGAAUAUGAAAAUAAUAUAAUUGAUUCCCUAUCUAUCAGUGAAAAAAAUGCAAAAGACUUUAAAUCUACUGAUAAAAAUGGAAAACAUGAACAUACUCUGUCAUCACCGAUUAGACUCUGUUCUGAGCAAGACCAAGUGUACCAUGCUCACCUCCAAACAUACAAAGCUAUGUUUGAAAAUCAAAUAUUGAGAAACAAUGUAAAAGUAUUAAAUUCUAGAGACACUGAUCAAUCUAAGAACAAAGAGACUGAUACGAGUACACAUAAACAAGAAAAGCACACUCACUUCUCAAAAUUUAUAAAGCCCUAUGACUCCUCAUCAAAAGAUAUUGAUAUAGACGGACCAGAGCAGCAUUCUAAAGAUCUAAAGGCAGAGAAUCAAAUAUCCCAAGUGAGAGAAUUCAUCAGUACUGGUAAUGGUCAAGAUUCAAUACCGGAUGAAGACAGAGAUUCUGAGAGUAAUUCAAACACUGGAAGGAGAAAUGAUGAUGACACAUCAAGCCAAAUAUACGAGCUUCUCAGCAAGCAUAGAAAUGGAGAAAAAGGGAGAAAAAACGUCAACCAAAAGAUCAAGAAACCAGUUAAAGAAGUGUGUAGAGCUGCGAGUGUUCCCCCAUUUCAAAGUUCAAAACCUCCCUUGUCUCAAUUGAAGCAUAUUAAUCCAAAGAGUAGUGUAGCCUUACACCAAAACACCAAGAAGAAAAACAGAAGAAGCAUGUCAUAUGACGCUUCAAUCACUCCUGACAUUCUUGAAAAGGAUUCUGGUGUAUCGUCAUAUGAAGAUAUAGUCACAAUGAUAAAGGUCCUUGAAAAAGAAGAUUUAGAAUCACCUGUUUUAAAAUACAAAACAUCUACUGCUGUUGAAAAUCUAGUUCCUGAACCAUCAUCAAGCGCCAAAGCGAUUUUGAAUUUCCUUGAUGAAGUUGAAAAAGGAACUACUGCAAUUGUGGACUCUGAUAAAUCAUUAAAUCUACCCAUCUCAGCUGAUGAAAGUGCGAGGUCAAGCAAAGAAGCUCCUAUCAGCUCCAGGCUGGGGUCUCUGCUGAACACAGACACUGCAGAGUUGGCUCAGCAAGUGAUGACCUUGACCUUGCAAAUGGAGGAGUCAGCAGCUGUGAGUCGAGCACUGGAGGAGAGGUACAAGCAGAGUGUGGAGCUACUAAAACAGCAGAAAGAGGAGAACGAUGAUGCCAACAAAAGACAGCAGAAAUUUAUUGAUCAGCUGCUUAAGGAAAAAAGACAGCUUGCUGUACAGUACGAAACAGCCAUUAAGGAACUAGAAGCAAAACAUGAGACAGCCAUAAAAGUUAUAGAAGAGAGACACAAGGUUGAGAUGAAGAAAGCACAGGACAAAUUUAAUGCUGCAGAAAAAAUAAGAAGGGAUAAGUGGAUUGAUGCUAAAACAAAAAAGAUUAAGGAGUUGACAGUGAAGGGUCUGGAGCCUGAGCUGGAGCGGAUGGCUGUGACUCACCAGCAAGAGAUUGCCGAUCUGCGAAGGGCUCAUCAGCGCCACCUAGAGGAGGCUGAGGCAGCGUGGGCUCGCCGCACGGCUGCCAUGAGAGAACAGGAGGCUAGUGAACGCCAGGCGGCCAUCUUACAUGAGAGAGAGGCUGCCAGACACAGACUGGAGCAGGAGAUGAACCAGGUAGAAAAAAGCUAUCAGGAGCAAAGAAGACGACUGUUAGAGGAGGUACGGCAGGAGAAGGAACUGCUGCAACGACAGAGUGAGAGAGUGAUCGCAGAGGCACAAGCUGAUAUUGCCAAACAGGUUGAUGAAGCUAAAAAGAAACUUCAAGAGAAAAUGGUUGAAUAUGACAAGAAGCACCAGGAAGAGCUUGCAAAAUGUCGAGAAAGCUUGGAGACUGAGAAAACCGCUUGGAUGGCUCGACAGAAAGCAACAUUGGAGGAAAAAGAGGUUGCAAUGAGAGAAGAGUUAAAGAGAGAGAGAGACAGACAUAUAGAGUUGGCAAUCAGACGACUGGAGACCGAAGCAGCGGCUAGGGAACAGGCAAUAGAAAACAAACUCAAACGGUUGAAGGAAAGCUAUGACGCCGAGGUCAGUGAUCUAGACUCAACUUUGAAGGAUCUGAGAGCUAGACUGAAGGAUGCCCGAGCAGAUCUACAGAAGAGCGAAGACACUAACGCAGGGCUUAGAGCUCAGCUUAGCCAAACUCAAAACGAGGUGCUGCCCCUAAAACAGACCAUUGAAAAAAUAAGGAAAGAAAACAACGAGACUUUACAGCAUUGUGAUGCCAAGGUGGGCAAGUUGCAGCAGGAAUUGAGCGAAACAAAGCAAUUUUUCCAGGAACAGGUAAACAAGAUACACAAUGACAAGGAGAAGCAACUGCAACAGGUUUAUACCAGAGUGAAAGAAGCAAUCAGCAAAAAAGAAGAAGCGUUGGUGUUGGUUACCAAACAGCGAGACGCUGCCCUAGAACAAUGUGCUCGGCUGGAGAAACUGUUGGAGACUCAGCGUUCACACUCACUAAAACUCUAGUCUGUCAUCUGGUCAAUUUAUGUGUGCUGUAUUUUGUAGAAUUUUGCAAUAUUAUACCUUA